UCUAAUGUUGUGAUGGAAAUUAUAGAAUAAUUGUAUGUUCUAUGAGUGUUUGUAGUGAAACAAACAGCACAUGUAUACGCAACAUAUUUUUCUGUGAAGCUGACCUUGAACUCCUCGUUAUGGAUGAUCACCCGCAAAGAGCAAAUGAGGACAACUGAAGCCACCAUAAUUGCUGUGUACGCAGGAUUUAUAAACUGGAUGAUCUCAUUUGACACAGUAAAAUAAAAUCGGGGAAACAGGCCUGUUAGUACAUGAUGUGUUAAAUGGGAAAGAAAUUAUCUUUACAGUAUAAAAUCACAAGAAAUACAUGUUUUUAUGAUCAUAAGAGUAAAAAACUGACUCCACAAAUCAAAAUGUUAAUGACAAACAAACUCCCACACCCAGUGGAAGGUAGAAAACCCCACCUGGUUCUUUAUUCAUGAAUAAUUAUAAACAAUUGUUCAACUAAGUCAAACAUGUUACAGACUUUCGUAUGAUCACUUUAACUUUGAGACGUUUUUACCAUCAGGUCAAAUCUGUAUUUAUCUACUGUAUUUUUUUACUAAUUACUUCAAAACUGAUCACAUUCCCACCAGCCUCAGCUGUCACAUUACUUUGCUUUUAUUGCUAGACGGCAUAAACAUAGUUAAUGUAGAUCAGAUUGUGAAUAUUGUCCAUUUUGGAGGCGUUAGCAUUUAGCUAGCUCAAACCACUGCUCCAACUUGAAUGUAAAUUAGUGUAAACUAUUGCGUUAGUGUAAGAUGUUUGUAUUUGGUGUUCACAUUUCACUUCCAAAGAACAUGGCCCGGCCUUCAAUGGCCUAUUUGUGGCAUUAUUGGAUACGCACAGAGUAAGCAAGCGCUAGCUAAACACACUAUCUCUUUAUCAACUGGCAGUAAACCCAACUACGGGUUGGGCCAGUUGAAAUUCCAGGGGUCAUUCGGGUCGAUUGGCUGAUUAUCUGACAAAUGGCAUGUUUUCAGGCAGAUAACGAUAGUUUCUGUCAGUCACAUUUACUGCUUGUUGAAUUUUCAAAAGCUACGUUACAUGUUGACUGACCAUUUGGCUGUUGACUGUGGUUUUUAAUAUUAUGUUAACCUUUCGACAACCUUCAACUGGCAAUGAUGUGUUUGUGUUAGAGUCAUACAAUACGGUUCAAACAACCUGUUAGGAUUGGUUGCAGCGCGGGUUUGUUGUUGUUUAUUCUGCUGCACGUCUCCGCUGGUUUGACUCAGCUGGCUUCCCUUCUCGGAGGAGGAGGAGUGGGGGUGGGUCGUCCGGGGUGAGGAUCCGACCCCGGAUGAACCGAGGAGCUGGGAAAGAAACGACAGAAAGCUGCGGAGGAGCAGCAACAUUCAGGCGACUUGUGACAUUCAUGUCUCCUCCUCUCUGACUGGGGAGAUCUCCACCAAAGGUUUCAGCAGCUGUGUGAUUUGAGUGGUGCUGUUACAGAACACUCAACUACCAACCUUCAGCAAGUUCUUCACACACUCAGAGCUCCCCCAAGUGUCAAAUCAGUGUUUGAACAUGACGGGUCAGACUGUGGGAGGCAUCGUCCAGGACCUGUCAGUGCCCUCACUGCUGGCUGUGGAGGGACCAGAGUCCAGGCCUCUGGGAAAGGCUUUGUCCUUCACCGAUGAGGCUGUUUCCAUCCUGACUUCCACAAGCCAGUUGGCCCAAACCCUCCUGAGUCACACCUUUGCCCUCAAACAACAAGAGAGCCUGGCCAACGCUGAAGUGAAGGCUGGCAGCAGCUGCGAUGAGGACAACGGCAACAAUGCACGCCGGAAACGAGAGUUCAUCCCUACCAAUAAGAAAGAUGAUGGCUAUUGGGACAAGAGGAAAAAAAACAACGAGGCAGCCAAGCGGUCCAGAGAGAAGAGGCGAGCCAAGGACAUGGUCUUAGAAAGGCGAGUCAUGGGCCUGCUGGAGGAGAACGGCCGCCUGAAAGCCGAGCUGUUGGCACUGAAGUUUCGCGUCGGCCUGGUUAAAGACUCAUCUGAUGUUUCCAUUCUGCCACUGUCUGCACCCCUCUGUGCUCUCCCAACAACAAGACCAACACACUUCUACCAACCUCACACUGAUGGAUCCCCAUACCCCAAUACACCGCCCAGCCCCCACCACAUCCACCCUCACCCUCCACAGCAAGGUGCCAAGCCUCUUUCAAGUCACAGUGUAUCCGAGGAGUCCGGUGUGUCCACAUCAUGCGGCUCAAAUGUGGGCAGCCCUGUGUUUUUUGAUGACACACUAAGUGAGCAUUGUGGGCCUUCUCCGAGGGAGCAGGGCUACGACUCCCACAUCUGUCCCAUGGAGGCCAACGGGAGUCAGUAUGUAAGCAGACAAGACUCUCCUGAGGGUUUGAGGAGCCUGCCACAUAAGCUCCGCUUCAAAGGGCCUGCUGGUUUCAGCGAUGCAGUGGAGUUGUCUCCAUCCUCUGACACCAGACCCAGUGGACCACCUGUAGCCACAGUGUGGCCAAACAUCCAGAUGAGGAGCCACCAGCAGGCGGGAUGGGACAAUCCGACAGUGAGUCAGGCUCCUUGGUCCAUGGAGGAGGCCUGUGGUGGACCAGGGCAGCAGUAUCAGGGUCCGUCAUCUGGACAGUAUAACUCCUCCUCUCUACAGAACUCCAGGGACCCCAAGUAUUCAACAGAGGACGUCAGUCUCAGGUCUCAGAUCAGCUGUUUGUCUCAGGAAGUGACCCAGCUCAAGAGGCUCUUCUCUCAACAGCUGCUCUCAAAAUCGCUUAAAGCCUGAGCGCAAGGACAAGUCAAUAGACAGAUUUCUCACGACAUCUUUACAAGCCAUCGAUCUUACAGACGUCUGGCUUCCACAGGACAGCGAGGCCUCUGUGUUAACAGCUACCUCUGACCUGACAAACUUUAUUUGCGACACCUGUUUCACUGCGAAAGCCUUUUAAUAAUAAUAAUAAUAAUAAUAAUGAAUUAAUGCAAAAGUAUAAGUGAUUUUCUUUUGGUGUUAAAUCAUCACAUGAUCAUGUUGAUUUCCUGGGAUUUGAAGGAGGCUGUACAUUCUGAAUACUUGGCUGAAUACUUAGAAACACUGAACAUCAACAACAAUCUCACCAUAUUCACUUGACUGUGAUGUGGCAAAGUCAUCUUUUUUUUCUUUGGAAAAACAGACCGUUUGUAGGCUUUUCAACACAAACGAAGUGUAUCAAUAUUAUAUGCUGACCUGAAGAAGAAGACUCUUUUUGUGAAUUGUUUUUGUGAUUUUUUAAUUGUUUACUGUAUGUGUAUCUGACUUAUGACAGCAAGGAGUCAUAACUGUAUAUUUCUUUGUUCAGAAUUGAAGUGAACUGUACUUAGAAAAAACAUUUUAUUUUAUAUAAACAACUGGUGAAUCUACUUCCAGAUUAUAUGGCUGUAAAAUCUCUGAUCUCAGAUGAAAUGAGUGUGAACAAUACAGCAAUAAAAUCCUUGUUCAUAACAAAUUUUAUUUUAUUU
Cyclopterus lumpus (lumpfish) is the source of this 3446-nucleotide messenger RNA. Its product is annotated as nuclear factor interleukin-3-regulated protein-like. Gene Ontology annotation, biological process: regulation of DNA-templated transcription; circadian rhythm. The record is from RefSeq and is a predicted model, not a curated record. Gene Ontology annotation, molecular function: DNA binding; DNA-binding transcription factor activity. Bases 1507 to 2736 code for a protein of 409 amino acids. Lineage: Eukaryota; Metazoa; Chordata; Actinopteri; Perciformes; Cyclopteridae. Gene Ontology annotation, cellular component: nucleus. The transcript is spliced from 2 exons.